AUGCUCAUACCUUCCACAUCAUCAUCCACAUCAUCAUCUUCUUCUGAAUCUUCUUCUGAAUCCAUUUCACUGCCACUGCUGGCUGAUCAAAACCUCCUUCCGAAUUAUCAUCUUCAUCAUCAUCUCGCCGAAAUGGAAGCCAAUUAUGCGCAGGUAAUAAAACCGACGUGUGAAGCGUUUCAAGAAUGGCCGGUCUAUCAUCAACCUCAGAUUCAAUUCAUGAUUCCUCCACACGAUUGGGGCUAUGCACAUCUUGCGGCUCCAGCAUUCCAACCUCAUCAUUCUCUCUCAACUCCUUCAUCUGCAGCAGUGGCAGCAGCCACCAUCGCAUCUCAAAGUACAGUACUACCACAGACUUCAGUGGUAACAAGUACACCUCCAUGUCUGAUGAAACAAGAGAUGAAACAAGAGAUUGAGAGACCUGAAAUCAUCCAGAGACUCAUGCCCCCAUGGCCUCCUUAUCAGUUUUCAUGUGAUGAUAAUGUGGGUCCGGGAGGAAAUCAACAGUCGAUUUCGGAUAUUUCGGAUGAUAGUGAACAGACGUGUCCUGAUGAUUUGGAGGGAUUCGCCAAGCAGUUCAAGCAGAGGAGAAUCAAAUUGGGAUACACACAAGCAGACGUCGGUGUUGCUCUCGGAACGCUCUACGGAAAUAUAUUUUCCCAGACGACAAUUUGUCGAUUCGAAGCGCUUCAACUCUCUUUCAAGAAUAUGUGCAAACUGAAGCCCCUUCUGUUCAAAUGGCUUGAAGAGGCUGAUUCGACUACUGGAUCUCCCAACUCAACUUUCGAAAAAAUGACGGGACAGGCUGGAAGAAAGAGGAAGAAGAGAACGAGCAUUGAGGUUAAUGUGAAAUCUCGUCUGGAAUUCCAUUUCCAAGCAAAUCAGAAGCCAAAUGCGCAAGAGAUUGGACAGGUUGCAAUGGAGUUGCAGUUGGAGAAGGAGGUGGUCCGUGUCUGGUUCUGCAAUCGUCGUCAAAAAGAGAAGCGAAUCGCUCCGAAUCAAUACGACGGACCCCAUCCGAUGUCCCUUCAAAACGGUUAUCCAAUGCCAACUGAUCUGUUUCCAUAUCAAGCAGUUGUCAGUCAUUACGCUCAACAAUCUCCCUCGUUAAAUCAACAACAACAAUGA
Molecule: messenger RNA, 1128 nt
Organism: Caenorhabditis remanei
Lineage: Eukaryota; Metazoa; Nematoda; Chromadorea; Rhabditida; Rhabditidae
Exons: 6
Coding region: 1-1128 (375 amino acids)
Biological process (GO): regulation of transcription by RNA polymerase II
Molecular function (GO): DNA-binding transcription factor activity, RNA polymerase II-specific; RNA polymerase II cis-regulatory region sequence-specific DNA binding
Source: RefSeq, a predicted model, not a curated record